CAAAAACAUACGUUUUUCAUAUAAGGUGCACUGUGCUGCCACCUAAUGCCAGGUAUAAAAAAGCUAUGCAUCAAAACGGAUUCUGAAUUUUUGGUAAAGAGUGCAUCUCACUGGAGCAAGGCUGGCUGUACUUUAGAGGCAGGUGGUAGCUGGGCCCAAAAUCAAGAAGAUUACAAAGUACUAUACGAUGCAAUAACGGACAGUGGAAUGGAAAUCAGAUGGCAUUAUGUUCCUGGACACAGUGGUAUUGAAGGCAACCAGAAAGCAGAUGCACUCGCAAGAUUGGGAGCCCAGAUGAGUGCAAACGAUGCUGGUGAUGCUACACUCUCUGAGAAUUUGAAAUCCAAAGAGAAUUACAGUAGAUAUUACUGAUGAUUAUCUUCUUACAGUUGCUUUAUUCUGAAAGUAAGUUUUACAGCAUGAAUCUAAAUUAAAGAUUUGAAUAAUAUCAUUUCCUGUA
This is a messenger RNA of Schistocerca cancellata (South American locust), 460 nucleotides long. Its product is annotated as ribonuclease H1-like. Gene Ontology annotation, molecular function: nucleic acid binding; RNA-DNA hybrid ribonuclease activity. The record is from RefSeq and is a predicted model, not a curated record. Lineage: Eukaryota; Metazoa; Arthropoda; Insecta; Orthoptera; Acrididae. The transcript is spliced from 3 exons. Bases 46 to 372 code for a protein of 108 amino acids.